AUGGCAGAACAACUGAACAUGAGCGGAUUGAACAUCAACUCGGGUGAUGCUCGCGGUGCCAGCUCGUACAUCCCUCCCCACAUGCGUGGAAAGGUUGGCGGUCCUGGUCCUGGUGGCCCUCCUGCCGGUGGUCCUCCCAUUAACCCUGGUAUUAAUGGCAGCGCUUGGGCUGGUCCAAGUGGCAGAGGCGGUCCUCCCCCCGGUGGAAACUGGGCUGGGGCUCCCGAGUUCACUCCUGGUGCUGGAGGCCCUCCCCCAGCUGGACGUGGCGGCGGUGGAUGGGACAACUACUCUGAGCCAAAGCACUUCAACCGAAAUGGAUACGGAAACCCAGGCGCUGGUGGUGCGUCGGGCGGUGGCGGCUCUGCUCCUCCUCGUGGCGGCGGUGACGGACAAUGGCGCGACGGAAAGCACAUUGCUGGACCCGUGAACCUCCGUCUCGAGCGUGAGCUUUUUGGUAUUGCAGAUGACCCUUCCAAGCAACAGACCGGUAUCAACUUUGAGAAGUACGAUGACAUCCCAGUCGAGGCUUCUGGUUCCGAUGUCCCAGAGCCUGUCUUGAGAUUUACCAACCCUCCUCUCGACGACCAUCUGAUUCGGAACAUCGAGUUGGCUCAUUACAAGGUCCCGACCCCAGUCCAGAAGUACUCGAUCCCUAUCGUCAUGGGUGGUCGUGACCUCAUGGCUUGCGCCCAGACCGGUUCAGGAAAGACUGGUGGAUUCUUGUUCCCAAUCUUGUCCCAAGCCUUUCUUACAGGUCCUUCAGCAGUUCCUGCUGGAGCCAGCAACAACUUCCGCCAACGCAAGGCCUACCCCACCUCCUUGAUCCUGGCCCCUACCCGUGAGCUUGUCUCCCAGAUCUUCGACGAGUCUCGCAAGUUCGCUUACCGUUCCUGGGUUCGUCCUUGCGUUGUGUACGGUGGUGCCGAUAUUGGAUCCCAACUUCGUGCCAUGGAGCGUGACCAAAAAUGCUGUGAUCUUUUGGUCGCCACUCCUGGUCGUCUCGUGGACUUGAUUGAACGUGGUCGCAUCUCCCUGUGCAACAUCAAGUAUCUGGUUCUCGAUGAGGCUGAUCGUAUGUUGGACAUGGGUUUCGAGCCUCAAAUCCGCCGUAUUGUGGAGGGUGAAGAUAUGCCAGGUGUCCAAAACCGUCAAACACUUAUGUUCUCUGCCACCUUCCCCCGCGAUAUCCAGAUGUUGGCCCGUGAUUUCCUGAAGGACUACGUCUUCUUGUCUGUUGGACGUGUUGGUUCUACUUCUGAGAACAUCACACAAAAAGUCGAGUACGUUGAGGAUCCGGAUAAGCGAUCUGUCUUGCUCGACAUUCUCCACACCCAUGGUGCUGGACUUACCUUAAUCUUCGUUGAGACAAAGCGUAUGGCCGACUCGCUCUCCGACUUCUUGAUCAAUCAGAACUUCCCAGCAACCUCGAUUCACGGUGACCGUACUCAACGUGAGCGUGAGCGUGCACUGGAGAUGUUCCGUAACGGCCGCUGCCCAAUCUUGGUUGCUACCGCUGUCGCUGCUCGUGGUCUGGAUAUCCCUAACGUGACCCAUGUCGUCAACUACGAUCUUCCUACUGACAUCGAUGACUAUGUCCAUCGUAUUGGUCGUACUGGACGUGCCGGAAAUACAGGAAUCUCUACCGCUUUCUUCAACCGUGGUAAUCGUGGUGUCGUUCGUGACCUGAUUGAGCUUCUCAAGGAGGCCAACCAGGAAGUCCCCGCUUUCCUCGAGAACAUUGCUCGUGAGAGCUCGUUUGGUGGCGGCGGUGGCCGUGGCGGACGCUCCGGAGGUGGACGUGGUCGUGGCGGCGGAGCCAACCGCGAUUUCCGCAAAUUUGGUGGUGGAGGUGGCGGUCCAUCUUACGGCGGUGGUGGUGGAUACGGCGGUAAUUCUUCGUACGGGGGUGGUGGAGGCGGUUCUGGCUAUGGUGGUCCUCCCCCAGCUCCUUACGGUGGAGGUGGUAAUCCUGCUUACAAUGGUGGUGGAGGUGGUGGAUCAGGCGGAUACGGUGGCGGCUCCUACGGAAACCCAUCCGGAGGUGGCGGCGGCCAAUCCUGGUGGUAA
Molecule: messenger RNA, 2070 nt
Organism: Drepanopeziza brunnea f. sp. 'multigermtubi' MB_m1
Lineage: Eukaryota; Fungi; Ascomycota; Leotiomycetes; Helotiales; Drepanopezizaceae
Cellular component (GO): nucleus
Molecular function (GO): RNA binding; RNA helicase activity
Source: RefSeq, a predicted model, not a curated record